Phragmites australis (common reed) is the source of this 2778-nucleotide messenger RNA. RefSeq names its product O-fucosyltransferase 15-like. Bases 208 to 1929 code for a protein of 573 amino acids. The record is from RefSeq and is a predicted model, not a curated record. NCBI's taxonomy places the organism in Eukaryota, Viridiplantae, Streptophyta, Magnoliopsida, Poales, Poaceae. The transcript is spliced from 10 exons.
CUAAUCUCCCUCGUCUCCGACCUGCUGCUCUGCAGAGCUCGGGCCGCAUAAAAAAAUAAAAUAAAAAAUAACCUCGCAAUCACACCCGCAGCUUAAACUAAUCGCGCUGCGAUCGCGGGAUCCGACGAACCACCCCGCAUCUCCUGCUCCCUGCUCUGCUCGAUUCCCACCAAACCCCGCUAGUCCAGAUCCAAAUCCGGCGCCCCAAUGCCCGAGGCGCCGCUGCCUCUGCAGGCGAGGCGGCGGCAGCGCAGGGGGUGGCGGCGCCCGCGGGGGCUGCUGGCGUGGGGGGCGCUAGUGGCCUUCUUUUUCGUCAUGAACUGGUGGAUGUUCUCCCGCCUCCAGGACCCCGCCGCGCGCCCGCACUUCCGCCUCCGCCGCCACCCGCCCCGCGCCGCGGCGGCCCACGCCGCCAACUCGUCCCUCACUACUCUGGAAGAGGUGGCUGGAGCUGCAAAAGAGAAGAGGCCUCACAAGGUUAUGCUCACCCGUCUACUUGCCUUGGCAGCCCAUGCCUUGGGAGAGGCAGAAACCAGGCCGGAACCUAAGGAUUUGUGGAUAGAGCCGAUAAAUGCUACUAUGUGGAGGCCUUGUUCUGACCAAAGGGAUUGGGAAGCAUCAGUGACUGAAGAGGUAACCAACGGUUACAUCAUGAUCAGUGCAAAUGGUGGCAUAAACCAACAAAGGGUUGCGAUAUGUAAUGCUGUUACCAUUUCUCGGUUGCUCAAUGCAACUCUUGUCAUCCCCAAAUUCUUGUACAGUAAUGUUUGGCUGGACAAAAGCCAGUUUGGCGAUAUAUAUCAGGAGGAUUAUUUUAUCAAUUAUUUGAAAUCUGAUAUUCGGAUUGUAAAGGAUCUUCCGGUAGAGUUGCAAUCAUUAGACUUGGAGGCGGUUGGCAGCCUUGUUAAUGAUACAGAUGUCAUGAAAGAGGCAAAGCCAAGUUUAUAUGUGAAAAAAAUACUGCCAAUUUUACUGAAGAACAAAGUUGUUCACUUUAUAGGAUUUGGCAAUCGCUUAUCUUUUGACCCAAUACCUUCUGAACUUCAGAGACUGCGAUGCAGAUGUAAUUUUCAUGCUCUUCGUUUUGUACACAAAAUACAAGAAACUGGUGCACUUCUUGUUGAGAGGUUACAUGGCCCUGGGCCUCAUUCGUCAUCUUUGGAGGAUAAUCUUUUAGGUCAGGUUGCCAUCAAAUCUGUCGGCAAUGGGAACACGAGUCAUGCAUCCAAAUAUUUGGCUGUCCAUCUCCGGUUUGAGAUUGAUAUGGUUGCGUACUCAUUAUGUUACUUUGGUGGUGGCAAAGAUGAGGAAGAUGAGUUGGAGGCUUAUCGCCAAAUUCACUUUCCUGCUCUGACAGAAAUCAAGAAGACAACAAAGUUGCCCUCUGCUGCUUUCUUACGGUCUGAAGGCAAAUGCCCCCUUGCACCUGAAGAGGCUGUGCUUAUGCUUGCCGCUAUUGGUUUCAAGCGCAGCACAAAUGUUUACAUUGCAGGUGCUGAAAUUUAUGGAGGGAGGCAUAGGAUGGCUGCCAUAAGUCGUCUUUAUCCUGCUUUAGUAACUAAAGAAACCCUUCUUUCUCCAUCUGAGCUUGAACCAUUUAGGAACUUCUCAUCUCAGUUGGCAGCACUGGACUUCAUUGCUUGUGCAGCUGCCGAUGCAUUUGCUAUGACAGACUCAGGAAGUCAAUUCUCUUCUCUUGUUCAAGGCUACCGCAUGUACUAUGGUGGUGGGGACCUUCCCACAAUAAGGCCAAACAAGCGCCGGCUAGCCAGCAUACUUGUGAACAAUGCCACCAUUGAAUGGAAGGAAUUUGAAACUAGAGUAAGAAAACUCAUACAGCAAACUAAGCAAGUUCAUGAGAGGCCUGUUGCAAGAAGCAUAUUUAGACAUCCACGAUGUCCAGAGUGCAUGUGCAGAACAGAGCAUUGACACUUUGACAGUUUCUUGUGCCUAUACCAAUAUUUAUUGAGAAGAACGACAUACCAAUGAGACCGCCAAAGCUAGUUCUUUUGUGCUUUGGCUGACAUCUGGACAUCUCUUGCUCCUGAACUACUAUUGUGAUCAAAUUGAAAAAAAAUGCAGUGAUUGAGGUCUCACUUGUAGCAGAGAAGCAGUAUAACUGACCAGCUUCAUCCAUUCGCUUACUGCCCUGAUCAACUAAACAUUUUGUUGGAUUUGGAUUAUUUGGCAGAUUCUUGUCUCCUGUGUGAUGGAAGUGGAUUAAGGACUAAAUUUUGCAUCUGGACAGCAGUGCUGCCAUAUUUUUGAUAGGGCUCAGUUACUAUUCUGUGAAUGGAGGUGCAUCAUCUGCAUCUGACCAAAGGAAUAUUAUGUUGGGCAAGCUGACCAACAACUUUCUAGUCUUAAGAGUGCCUCAGUUUUACUCGGAUUACCAUUCAACAAGUUAGGCUGCCAGAUUUCUGUGAACCGAGUAUGCCAUCUUCAUUUUUGUUUGUUAUCGCUUGAUGGGGCCAGGUGGCAUCUCGCCUCCUUUGUUACCAUUUUUUAAUUAUCAAGUAGUGUUGUACCAUAAGAGGCGUAGCAAUGUUGUAAGUUUAUAUCAACUGCCAAAGCUUACAUUGUCAUUGAGAGGAAUGCUCCUUUUUGUGCAACCUCUAUUUGUGCUCGUCCAAGGGCAAACUUGUAUAUUCUGUUCUGUUACAAUGCUUCUCUGGGGACUAUUUUCUUUGCUUUCCUUCGUUUUCUUUGGCAAUGUCUGCAAAAGUGUGAAUCGAAGUGUCUGGCAAAUGAUAUUCUGAACCACCUCAUGUCUGGUGU